Messenger RNA from Jatropha curcas, 1391 nucleotides. RefSeq names its product calcineurin B-like protein 3. Gene Ontology annotation, molecular function: kinase binding; calcium ion binding. Gene Ontology annotation, biological process: calcium-mediated signaling. The record is from RefSeq and is a predicted model, not a curated record. Lineage: Eukaryota; Viridiplantae; Streptophyta; Magnoliopsida; Malpighiales; Euphorbiaceae.
UUGAGCUCCUUGUGGUCUAGCUACACUUAACAAAUAGCCACGUGUUCAACCACUUCUGUCUGCCACGACCUUCCAUUUUUGGAUACCUAUAUAGAACUCUGAACCAAAACAAAGUUCAUAUCGAUAAAAAAGCUUGAUAUUGAUUCCAAAGAAGCCAUUUCAAAUUUGAUCUUCCAUGAUCAAUCAAAAUCGUUCCCUUGAUUCAUACCAAUCCUUGUCUCUUUCUAUAUAAUCCCACAAAUUAGAUUGAGAAAAACAAAAAACGAAAAAGACAGAGAAAAGAAACAGUGAGACAUGUCCAACAAUCCUCACGUCUCCUCACCAUCCCUCCCAUUCCUCUUUUCCCUUCUCAGGGUAUUCUAAAAGGUAUGGAGUGUUUUGACGUCUGGAAAAGAUCAUGGUUCAGUUCCUAGACGGAUUAAAGCAGUUCUGUGCUAUUCUGGUGAAUUGUUGCGAUGCUGAUUUGUAUAAGCCACCCAGGGGCCUGGAAGAUCCUGAAGCUCUUGCAAGGGAAACAGUAUUUAGUGUGAGUGAAAUAGAAGCAUUGUAUGAGCUGUUUAAGAAGAUCAGCAGUGCAGUGAUUGAUGACGGGCUGAUUAACAAGGAAGAAUUUCAACUGGCAUUAUUCAAGACCAAUAAAAAAGAGAGUUUAUUUGCAGACAGGGUUUUUGACUUGUUUGAUAUCAAGCACAAUGGGAUCCUAGAUUUUGAAGAGUUUGCUCGUGCUCUCUCUGUCUUUCACCCCAAUGCACCUAUUGAUGAUAAGAUUGAAUUUUCAUUCCAGUUGUACGAUCUUAAACAGCAGGGGUUCAUUGAGAGACAGGAGGUGAAGCAAAUGGUGGUGGCUACACUUGCUGAAUCUGGUAUGAAUCUAACGGAUGAUGUAAUUGAGAGCAUCAUUGACAAGACGUUUGAGGAAGCUGAUACUAAGCAUGACGGGAAGAUUGACAAGGAAGAAUGGCGAAACCUUGUUUUGCGGCACCCUUCUCUUUUGAAGAAUAUGACUCUUCAAUAUCUAAAAGACAUCACCACCACAUUCCCCAGCUUUGUCUUUCAUUCACAAGUUGAUGACACCUAAGAAGUCCAUAGUUGAUGAGAAUUUUAACUUCUGAUUGGAUUUCCAAUGACUUGCACAUCCUCUCUUUUUUGCAUAGAUGAGAUGAGGUAUUUUGGUUUGAACUGCCAUUGUGGGAACAAUCUGCUUCUCGUUUCCAUGCUUUAUGAGGAAGAGCAUAUUCAUUGGUCGAUUGGCUUUGUCUUCAUUUAGUUAUAUAUGUGAUCAUUAAAUUGUUUGCAAAAGGAUUAUUUAAGUAUUUGCUUGGCAUGCUGAUUGAGAUACUGUUGAGCACAGAAUCAUGAUGGAAAUGUUACUAAUAUCAAAUUUAUUAUUA